Messenger RNA from Hansenula ciferrii, 714 nucleotides. RefSeq lists its product as uncharacterized. The record is from RefSeq and is a predicted model, not a curated record. Bases 1 to 714 code for a protein of 237 amino acids. The transcript has a single exon. Lineage: Eukaryota; Fungi; Ascomycota; Saccharomycetes; Phaffomycetales; Wickerhamomycetaceae.
AUGGGUGAAGUGGAAAAGCUCGAAUGGAUUGAUUUGUACGAUGGGUUGGAACAUCACCAGAUCAAGAAGAGCAACUUGAGGUUCAUUGGCUUGAAUCAGACAGAGUUUGAUAAGGUGGAAAGACUCACGAACGAGUCGUUUGAUGCUGCUGUUACAAAGAUACGGGAUAAAAGAAAGGAGAAACACAAGAAUGAAGAAUUGGAAACCAUGAAAUCCUCACAAGCAAGAAUUUCACUCCAGUUCCCAUUGAUGAUGCCAUUGCCGCCAGAUCCAAACACAGCGGCUAAUUCAUUACCAAUAUCCAUCCCACAGUUCAAUAACGAGACAGAUUUAGAUACGGAGAAACCAGAGGGAAUUGAAGAGACUAAAGAUAAAGAUAAAGAUGGUGAUCUAAGUAUACCCAGAUAUUUGCCAUGUCCAUCAUCUGCUAAUUUCCCACCUCCAAGUUCAGAAUUUAAUGAAAUUCAAUCUGACGAUAAUACUCAUAAAUAUUCAUUUACAUCCACUAAUAACAAUACAUUAACAAGAAUCACACAGGAGCAAACUCAAAUAUUUGAAGCUCCAAGAUCAUCAAGUCCCUUCACGGAUUCAAGUAUCAUUUCAACUAGAUCUACAAAACGAAUGAAAUAUGAAUCCAACAUAUCAAGUGAUCAUUUUAGACCAAUAAGUUCAGAUGUACAAAUAUUAACUAGUGAUAAAAUAUUAGAGUUUUGA